UCCUGCGCCGUUUGUUGAUCACGUGGUACGAAGACGCAAAGUCAAGAGAAAGGGGUUGGAGAUCGGCUCGGGGUUAUGACACAUAAAUAAAUGCGCAAUUUAUCUGGUUUCGACUACACUGUAGGAAACUUAUCUUCUCUGCCAUUUUUGGUUUCUUUGGCUGAGAAUGAACAGCGUGGGUGAAGGCUGCACUGAGCUGAAGCGCGAAUAUGACCAGUGUUUUAACCGCUGGUUCGCCGAGAAGUUCCUGAAAGGAGACCGGGGUGAUGAUCCAUGCACCGAACUGUUCAAGAAAUAUCAGUCCUGUGUUCAGAAAGCUAUCAAAGAAAAGGACAUCCCUAUUGAUGGUGUCGAGUUCAUGGGUCCAAACAAAGAGAAACCAGGCAGUUGAUGUGACUUUGAACCAUCAUUCUUCAGAAUUACUUGAGGAAACUCAAUCUAGAUUGCACUGACGAUGUCCGCAUCAUACGUGAUGACAAAGAUACAAAGACUUACGCUUGAGAACUUUUUUGGGUGCAGAACAAAGCUGUUUAACACUUAGUCAACUGGAAUGCUACAAAGGACACGGCAGAUCGAUUUUUGUUUUUGCUUGUAGGCAGGGAAUCCAUACAUGGUAGAUGUAAUGAAGCCAGUUAAAAUGCUGGAUGAGUGGAAUACUAAGAAGCUGCUGUUAACAUGCCUCUGAAAUGAGUAAUACAUUUGAAAUUGAAAUUUCA
Pangasianodon hypophthalmus (striped catfish) is the source of this 716-nucleotide messenger RNA. RefSeq names its product TP53 regulated inhibitor of apoptosis 1 (gene triap1). Lineage: Eukaryota; Metazoa; Chordata; Actinopteri; Siluriformes; Pangasiidae. The transcript is spliced from 2 exons. Bases 167 to 391 code for a protein of 74 amino acids. The record is from RefSeq and is a predicted model, not a curated record.